AUGGUCAAGGAUACCAAGCUCUAUGACUUCCUCGGGGUUCCCCCAACAGCCUCUGAGAGCCAACUGAAGUCCGCCUACAAAAAGGGUGCACUCAAGUAUCACCCUGACAAGAAUGCCGACAACCCCGAUGCCGCUGAGAAGUUCAAGGAGCUAUCCCACGCCUAUGAGAUUCUGUCCGACCCCCAGAAGCGUCAAGUCUACGACCAAUUCGGCGAGGAAGGUCUUGAGAAUGGCGGCGGUGGUGGCGGCAUGAAUGCCGAGGACCUAUUCUCUCAAUUCUUCGGCGGCGGUGGUGCGUUCGGUGGAAUGUUCGGUGGUGGCAUGCGCGAGCAGGGUCCCAAGAAGGCCCGUACCAUCCACCAUGUGCACAAGGUUAACCUCGAGGAUAUCUACCGUGGAAAGGUAUCAAAGCUUGCUCUGCAGAAGUCAGUUAUCUGUGCUGGCUGUGAUGGUCGUGGUGGCAAGGAGGGCGCUGUCAAGGAGUGCUCUGGCUGUAACGGUAGUGGUAUGAAGACCAUGAUGCGCCAGAUGGGCCCCAUGAUUCAGCGUUUCCAGACUGUUUGCCCUGACUGUAACGGUGAGGGUGAGAUUAUCAAGGAUAAGGACCGUUGCAAGAAGUGCAACGGGAAGAAGACUGUUGUUGAGCGCAAGGUUCUGCACGUCCACGUCGACAAGGGUGUGCGUGACGGCCACAAAAUCGAGUUCCGCGGCGAGGGCGACCAGAUGCCUGGUGUGCUUCCUGGCGAUGUUGUUUUCGAAAUUGAGCAGAAGCCACACCCCCGAUUCCAGCGCAAGAACGACGACCUGUUCUACCAGGCUGAGAUCGACCUGCUUACCGCGCUUGCUGGUGGCACCAUCCACAUUGAGCACCUUGACGACCGCUGGUUGACCGUCAACAUUGCUCCAGGCGAUGUUAUUGUUCCAGACGCCAUCAAGGUCAUUGCCGGCCAGGGUAUGCCCUCUUUCCGCCACCACGACUACGGCAACCUCUAUAUCAAGUUCGACGUCAAGUUCCCCGAGAAGGACCAACUCCAGAACCUUGAACUUUUGGAGCAGGUUCUCCCACCCCGUAUGCAGCAGAUUCAGCCUCCACCUGACGCCAUGGUCGAGGACUUCGAACUUGAAGGUGUCGACGGCAGCGAGGGCUCGCAAGCCCGCGCUCACGGCGCUGCUGGAUCUGCUAUGGAUGAGGAUGAUGAGGACGUGCCUCCCGGUGCUGAGCGGGUACAGUGUGCCUCGCAGUAA
This is a messenger RNA of Penicillium chermesinum, 1245 nucleotides long. Its product is annotated as type I HSP40 co-chaperone YDJ1. The transcript is spliced from 4 exons. Gene Ontology annotation, cellular component: cytosol; cytoplasm; nucleus. Lineage: Eukaryota; Fungi; Ascomycota; Eurotiomycetes; Eurotiales; Aspergillaceae. Gene Ontology annotation, biological process: response to heat; protein refolding. The record is from RefSeq and is a predicted model, not a curated record. The coding region runs from base 1 to 1245 and encodes 414 amino acids. Gene Ontology annotation, molecular function: ATP binding; Hsp70 protein binding.